This is a messenger RNA of Triplophysa rosa, 2203 nucleotides long. RefSeq names its product rasGAP-activating-like protein 1 (gene rasal1a). The transcript is spliced from 9 exons. Bases 573 to 1460 code for a protein of 295 amino acids. NCBI's taxonomy places the organism in Eukaryota, Metazoa, Chordata, Actinopteri, Cypriniformes, Nemacheilidae. The record is from RefSeq and is a predicted model, not a curated record. Gene Ontology annotation, molecular function: calcium ion binding.
UCUUCAUGAUCUGAGAGCACGCUGGAGGGAUCACGACUCACUGUGUUACAUUGUCUUCUGUCAUCUGAGAUACCGAUGACUACAGAAAACACACAGAUAGCUUAUUCAUAACCGGUGAUGGACUGGGACACGGGAUCAAAUAUACGGAAUAGCACGUGAAUUCCUGCGUGGAUUUGCACAAAUGAAGCCUGCGUGAAGAGUGUGGAUCUUACCACAGCAUCUCUGGAUUUUAUUCUGCAGUUUAUUCGGAGGAUAGUCCUCUUAAACGGAUUUCUUAAUUUUAUUGUAAUUUUUUUAUUUCAUUAUUUUGGAGACGUUGCAAUCAUUUGGUAAUGAAUGAGGAUGAUGUAGGACAAGUGUUUUACAGUAAACUCAAUACAGGUCUUCCAGCACUGUCCUGAGAUGUUUGUCGUGUUUUGGUCAGAUGUGAUAGUCCAGCUCUUGUAAGGUUUGAACAGCUCGAGCUCGAACCCACUGCGUCGCUCAUGUGGGGGUUUGACGCGCAGCGCGCAACAGGAGCGUCAGUGGGAGACGCGUCGCUAUUAUCAGUGUCAUGAUAUCGAUCAUUGAUCAUGGCCAGAAACAGCUCUCUGUACUUUCGCAUCGUGGAAGGAAGAAAUCUGCCCGCUAAAGAUGUUUCUGGGACCAGUGAUCCGUACUGUCUCAUCAAAGUUGACAAUGAAGUUAUGGCCAGGACAGCGACCAUCUGGAAGAACCUGAAUCCGUUCUGGGGGGAAGAAUAUUCCUUUCAUCUGCCCUCCGGCUUCCACUCGCUCACCUUCUAUGUGAUGGACGAGGACACCAUUGGUCAUGAUGAUGUGAUCGGGAAAAUCUCUCUGAGUAAAGAAGUGAUCGCCGCUCAAGCUAAAGGUUUAGAUAACUGGUUGAAUCUGACUCGUGUUGAUCCGGAUGAAGAGAUCCAGGGCGAGAUUCAUCUGUCUCUGGAGCUGCACAGACAUGUUGACAGAACCCGUGUGAAGUGUCACGUCAUCGAGGCUCGAGAUUUGGCUCCACGUGAUAUUUCCGGGACAUCUGAUCCAUUCACAAGAAUCAUCUACAGCAAUCUCAGCGUUGAGACAUCGAUCAUCAAGAAAACACGCUUCCCGCACUGGGAUGAACAUCUGGAGUUGUGUUUGAAUGAAGGUGGAGAUGAUGCCGAUGGAAACAUCACGGUGGAGGUCUGGGACUGGGAUAUGGUGGGCAAGAAUGAUUUCCUGGGGAAGGUGGAGAUUCCUCUCUCGUGUUUGUCCAGAAGUCCUGUACUGAAGCGAUGGUUUCGCCUGCAGCCGCUGGGAAACACGGAGGAUGACGCUGGGGGGAAGCUGGGUGCGUUACGUCUGAAGGUGCGUUUGGUGGAGGAGAGAAUUCUUCCCUCGGUGUAUUAUCAGACUCUGAUGCAUCUGCUGGUGGAGACCGUCAUUUCUCCAGCUGAGGUACAUCACACACACACCUGCUGUUAGCAAGAACAUUUACACACAAAAACUUAAAUUAAGUUGUUAAGACAGUGGAGAAAUAAUUGCAAAAAAAUGUCAUUAUUAAUUAUUCAUUUCCUUUUUCAGUAUGAACACAAACACACAACAAAUCAUCAGAAACAUUGAAUUACACUGAUGAAAUGUACAUUUACUUAUAUAAUAUACUGUUUACAAAGGUCUGUUUGAAUACUGGAUUCUGAUUGGCUGGAAGGUGUGCAUUAAAACCGGUCAGUUUGAUCAACGUUUGAAAUCAACUGAGGAAAAUAACCUUCAUUUGCACCUGUCUGAUCAAAAAGGACACUGUUUACAUCGAUAACAGCUUUAACAGGUGGUUUGGGCGCCACGUCGUGCAUUAAAACCCUUUAUUACACGGCUCAUUUGAACGCUUGAUUCUGAUUGGCCAGUCGCGACAUUCCAAGGGGUGUUAUUUUCAGAUAACAACCGCAAAAACCUUAUAACACCCUGUAACCCGGAUGCUGCAAAUCAUAUUGAGAGGGGCAGUUUAAUAUGACACAAAAAUGAAUUAUAAAUAUGUCUUUUAAUAACAUGACAUUAUAUUUACUAAUGAUUCAACCAAUUUGCCUGUUCGUGACGUUUGAACGUCGUUUCUUACUUUAAAACCGAAACUAAACGUCUUUUCCUCGCAGAAGGUCUGCGUUCAGUAAAAAUGAGCUAAUCAGAUAUUUCAAAUUCACAUUUUAUGUCCAGUUUUUGUCUCAUGUGGCAAGUAG